AGCUGCGUUUUUCCCCGAUGGAUUCACGGGCUAACCCAGUAGCUGGUGCAAUGUCAUCGCCUCGCUAGCAGACCGAGGGUGAGAGGGUGAAGGGGGGGGGUCACGAGCACCGGGCGCCCGACGUCCUUCACGGAAGCUGGCAGAGCCUCCACGCCGUCGGUGAAGGAAGAAACCCCGCAGCGAUGCGUCGCUCUUCGGGUUAAGACGGAUAAAAAAGGAGGAAUUGUUUUUCACUUGGAGAGGAGCUCGGGGAAACCUGCUGUUUUCUUUUUUGAGAAGGCUGACUGGACUGGGUCCUGCGCACCGCUCAAAAAAUGGCCAUCGCGCGCCAAUUUGGACUGCUGUUGUGGAAGAACUACCUUCAGCAGAAACGUCAAAUCCUGGUAACUCUGGUGGAGAUACUCCUGCCCCUGCUCUUCUCUGGCAUCCUCAUCGUGCUACGUCAAAAGGUUCCUUUUAAGGACUACCCGAAUGCCACGCUCUAUAAGAGCUAUGCCGUUGACGAGCUUCCCGGAGUCCCCUCGCACUUGCCGCUCGCCUAUGUGCCCGGUAACUCCAGCGCGGUGCGUCGGGUGGCCGAGGGUGUGCAAGGCAGCCUGAACAUUUCCUCAGUGUUCAGAUUUGAGACGGAGGAGAAGUUUGAGGACUACGUGAGAAACAACUCCAGCUCAGGAAGUAUACUGGCUGCCGUGGUGUUUGAGCACCCUUUCACCCACGAAGAUGAACCUCUGCCCCUAAAGGUGAGCUACCACCUGCGUUUCAGCUUCACCCCACGCAACGCCCCCUUCGCUGAGAAGAUGGAGCUGAACCCAAACAGUGACCUGGACUGGCACACGCUCAGCCUCUUCCCCCUCUUUCUGCUGCCAGGACCGCGGGAGCAGUAUGACAAGGAGGGGGGCACGCCUGGUUAUUUUCGAGAGGGUUUCCUGGCCGUGCAGCAUGCAGUGGACCGAGCCAUCAUGCGAUCGCACACCAACGAGUCCGCUGCCUCUCUGCUGCCUCGGAUCCGCGUGGUCCUGUCGCGGUUUCCUUACCCCGCGUAUAUCUACGACGUCUUCAUCCUGGCCAUCCAGAACCAGCUGCCCCUGCUGCUGGUGCUCAGCUUUACCUACACCUCCCUCAACAUAGUGCGCUCUGUGGUGCAGGAGAAGGAAAGGAAGCUCAAGGAGUACAUGAGGAUGAUGGGUCUCAGCAACUGGCUCCACUGGAGCGCCUGGUUCCUCCUGUUCUUCCUCUUCCUCACCAUCUCAGUCUUUUUUGUCACUCUGCUCCUUUGUAUCCAUGUGAAACCUUAUGGAGCAGUGCUGUCCCGCAGUGACCCCACGCUGGUCUUCGUCUUCCUGCUCGUCUUCACUGUGGCCACCAUCAACUUCAGCUUCAUGAUCAGUGCCUUCUUCUCUCGAGCCAAUGUGGCGGCGGCGGCGGGCGGCUUCAUCUAUUUCCUGAGCUACCUGCCGUAUUUGUUCCUGUGGCCACGCUACGACCUGCUGACUCACGCCCAGAAGGUGUCGGCCUGCCUCGUCUCCAACGUGGCCAUGGCCAUGGGCGCUCAGCUCAUAGGAAUGUUUGAAGGCAAAGGAACGGGGAUCCAGUGGUCCAACUUGUUUGACUCUGUGACGGUGGAUGAUGACUUCUCCAUGGCGCAGGUGCUGUGCUUGCUGCUGUUUGACUCUCUGCUCUACGGCCUGGUGGCCUGGUACGUGGAGGCCGUGUUUCCUGGAGAGUACGGAGUGCCUCUGCCCUCUUACUUCUUCGUAUUGCCUUCAUACUGGUGCAGCAGCCCCCGCAUGGCGCUGGUGAAUGAGAAGGAGGAAGAAGAGGAUGCAGAAAAGGCUCUGAAAGGGGAGUUUAUAGAGGAGGAGCCAGCUGGACUAAUCUCCGGGAUCAAGAUUAAACACCUCGCUAAGGAAUUCAAAGUGGGCAACAAGACGCGGCAGGCUGUGCGGGAUCUCACGGUGAACAUGUUUGAGGGCCAGAUCACGGUGCUGCUGGGACACAACGGUGCCGGAAAGACCACGACACUGUCCAUGCUGACGGGGCUGUUUCCUCCCACCAGUGGCAGAGCCUACAUCAACGGUUACGACAUCUGUCAGGACAUGGCUCUGAUCCGCCGCAGUCUGGGACUCUGUCCCCAGCACGACGUGCUGUUUGAUAACCUCACGGUCCGAGAGCACCUCCUCUUCUACGCUCAGCUGAAAGGCUUCUCCAAAGACAAGAUUCCAGAUGAGGUGGACCGGAUCAUCCGGAUCCUGAACCUUGAGGACAAGCGGCAUGCUCGCUCCAAGACCCUCUCUGGUGGCAUGAAGAGAAAACUCUCUAUUGGCAUUGCCCUCAUCGGGGACUCCAAGGUGGUGAUGUUGGACGAGCCCACAUCAGGUAUGGACCCAUCGGCCCGGCGUGCCACCUGGGACCUCCUGCAAGGGGAGAAGCGCGGUCGCACCAUCCUGCUCACCACGCAUUUUAUGGACGAGGCCGACCUGCUCGGCGACCGCAUCACCAUCAUGGCAGGAGGGGAGCUGCAGUGCAUUGGGUCGCCGCUCUUCCUCAAGAACAAAUAUGGUGCUGGCUACCACAUGGUGAUCGUAAAGGACGCUCUAUGCAACGUGUCCGAGAUCACCCGCAUUGUCCACAUGUAUGUUCCGAAUGCCACCGUGGAGAGCACUGCGGGGGCGGAGCUCUCUUACAUCCUGCCCAAAGAAAGCACCGGCAGGUUUGAGCUGCUGUUCGCUGAGCUGGAGAUGAACAGAGAGGAGCUGGGCAUCGCCAGCUACGGAGCUUCAGUGACCACGAUGGAGGAGGUUUUCCUCAGGGUGGGAAAGCUGGUGGAUUCCAGUCUGGACAUCCAGGCGAUGCAGCUGCCGGCCCUGCAGUACCAACACGAGAGACGCUCCAAUGACUGGACCACAGAUGACGCCAGCAGCAUCAGCGGCAUGACCGAUGUCACGGACUUCACCGACAGCGGCACGCUCAUUUCAGAGGACUGCUCCAACAUCAAGCUGAACACCGGGGCCAGGCUACACCUGCAACAGUUCUACGCCAUGUUCCUGAAGAGGGCGCUGUACAGCUGGAGGAACUGGAAGGUGAUGGUGGCGCAGUUCCUCAUCCCUUUACUCUUCACCGUUUUGGCCUUAUUUGUGGCCCGCUCCUUUCCCAAUCACCAGGACGCUCCUCAACUGAGGCUGGCACUCAGGCGCUAUGGCUCCACCAGGGUGCCCGUGGCUCUGCCGCCCGGGGCGGGUCCCCUGGCUGCUGCCCUGGCCAAUGCAUACAGUUCACAGCUCUCUGCUCAGCUUGGCGAGCUCGUCAACGUCACGGAUUUCACUAACUACAUCCUGACCCAGGCGGAGGAGGAAGGCGGCAGCUUUAACGAGCGCUGUGUGGUGGGCGCUGCUUUCCGCGGCAGCGCCGGCGGCCAACUCGUAAAAGCAACGGCCUACUUCAACAACGAGGGCUACCAUACGCCCGCCACAGCCCUCAUGAUGGUGGACAACGCUCUGUUCAAGCUUCUAGCGGGGCCGAAUGCUUCCAUCCAGACGGGGAAUCACCCGAUGCCACGCAACCUGUCUGAGGCGGCCCACAGCCAGCUCAUGGAGGGAAAGACGGGUUUCAUCAUCGCUAUAAACAUAAUGUACGGCAUGGCCUCCCUGUCCAGCACAUUUGCCCUUCUGCUCGUAACCGAGUCCUCGAUCAAGUCCAAGCAUGUGCAGAAGGUCAGCGGCGUCUACCUGUCAAACUUCUGGUUCUCUGCGCUCCUGUGGGACCUGGUCAACUUCCUGCUGCCAUGUCUCCUCAUGCUGGUGUUGUUUCAGGCAUUCGGAGUCAAGGCUUUUGUAGACAACAACCACCUGGUGGAUGUGUUGCUAUUACUGCUGCUGUAUGGCUGGGCCGUUGUGCCUCUUAUGUACCUACUCAGCUUCCUCUUCUCCAAUGCCGCUUCUGCCUACACACGCCUUACCAUCUUCAACAUGAUCUCUGGCACGGCCACCUUUCUGGCUGUCACCAUCAUGGCCAUCCCAGAGUUGAAUCUCAAGCACAUGUCGCACUUGCUGGAUAAGGUAUUCCUGAUCUUUCCAAACUAUUGCCUGGGCAUGGCCUUCAGCCAGUUCUACCAGAACUACGAAUUCGUCUCAUUUUGCCCCUCCAGUCCAUGGAGCGAAGUCUUUUGCAAUCUCUUUAACAUCACAUACCAGACGAACUACUUCUCGAUGUCGGAGCCCGGUGUGGGGCGCUUCCUCGUGGCCUUGUCGAUGCAGGGCGUGGUCUACAUCGUUCUGCUGUUCGUCAUCGAGCUGCAGUGUGUCCACACUCUCCGGCGCCUCCUCACCUCCUUGGGGAAAAGACGCAAGCAGUUGCCUCUAAUGGAGGAUGCAGCUCUGCUUCCAGAGGACAGGGAUGUGGCUGAAGAGAGGAAGAGGGUCCUGGAGUGCCAGCCAGUGGUCGAGUCGAUGGUGGGCAGCCCCCUCGUACUGCAGGAGCUCAGCAAGGUGUACGGCAGCGGUGGGAACAUCCUGGCGGUGGACAGGCUGUCUCUAGCCGUCGGGAAGGGGGAGUGCUUCGGCCUCCUGGGCUUCAAUGGAGCCGGCAAGACCACCACCUUUAAGAUGCUGACAUGCGAUGAGAGCGUCACCUCCGGGGACGCCUACAUUGACGGCUACAGCAUCUUGAGGGACGUAAAAAAGGUGCAGCAGCGCAUCGGUUACUGCCCACAGUUCGACGCCUUGUUGGACCACAUGACGGGAAGAGAAACUCUGAGCAUGUAUUCCAGACUCCGAGGAAUACCGGAGAAGUACGUGUCUGGCUGCGUGGAGAAUGUCCUGAGGUCGCUGCUGCUGGAGCCUCAUGCUGAGAAACUGGUCCGCAGCUACAGUGGCGGUAACAAGCGGAAGCUGAGCGCAGGCAUUGCUCUGAUUGGUGGGCCUCCGGUCAUCUUCCUGGAUGAGCCUUCGACCGGGAUGGACCCAGUGGCCAGGAGACUUCUGUGGGACGCCGUUACGCGCACACGAGAGUCUGGAAAGGCCAUAAUCAUCACUUCUCAUAGUAUGGAGGAGUGUGAGGCCCUGUGCACCCGGCUGGCAGUGAUGGUCAACGGUCAGUUCAAGUGCCUCGGGAGUCCCCAACACCUGAAGAGCAAGUUUGGCAGUGGCUACACCCUGCUGGCGAAGGUACACGUCGAGGCCGAGCUGGAGGAUAGUGUCCUGCUGCUUUUCAAAGACUUCAUCGAAAGCACCUUCCCAGGAAGUCAACUAAAGGAUGAGCACCAGGGAAUGGUGCACUAUCACUUGACUGACAAAACACUUUCCUGGGCCCAGGUGUUUGGCACUUUGGAGGCAGCCAAAGAGAAAUACCAGAUCGAAGACUACUGCGUGAGCCAAAUAUCACUGGAGCAGGUGUUCCUCAGCUUUGCCCAAUUCCAGCACUGCAGUGAAAGGAAGAAGUAGGAGCGUUGGGACUAUGCUGCGCGUGGGGUCAGGAUUGUACCAAUGAAUGACCUCCGAGUGCUGCGCCUGGCCAGUGACGUCAAAGACAAUGACACCACCCGUCAGAUGCGACAACCACUCUGAAUUGUGUGUUUGACUGGGUUUAUCUGUGUGUCCUUUUUUUGUUAUUUAUGAUUUUAUUGAUUUAUGUUUCCAAGAAUUUGUGCUUUUUUUUUUUUUUUCUGUGAUAAUCACAAGAGAAUGAACCACUCCACUUGAUACGUGUAUGAAAUUGUUACACACCUUUUGCGCCUUAUCUUACUAAUGAGGGUUCUCGUUUUCUAUAUAUUGCCCUAUACAAAAUGCCUGGUAAUCAUUAUGAGCCUUUUUAAUGUCGUUGUCGGAUGUAAAUAAUGUGACGUGUUCACGGUAUUAAACAACACUUGCUCAUUCGCACCAGAGCAGAGCAUUCACUAACUUAAAGACUGUUUUUUGGGCACAUUAAUGAAUGCAUGUACACAAAACAAUUUACAGAGUGCAUGAAACUGGAGGAGCAGAGGGCUGGAAACGAUUGCUAUUAAUCCUCCGAGUACAUUUAAACCGGUCCGAGUACAUUUAAUACGCCUCCCAUUGUCCAGGUCCUGUGAACCGGCGUUUCGGUUUCACUGCCAAACGGGUUACAGCGACAGUGUGUUGCCAUGUGGAUAUCCAGCCGUCACAGUUUACAGCUAUAUAGGAAAAUAAAUAACAGUUGUGUGACGCUGAAGAUUACCUUCAAAUGUUGCAGUAAAACUGGCAUGUGAUUUGAUCUGAGCCUAAAAAUAACCUUUUUAAGGGUUUUCCUUGCGAUGCAUUUCACACUGUGUGUGGUACAGAGAGUAUGGCAACAAAUAAUUCCUGAUUCCAUCCAGACUACACUAAAACAGUGCUAUGAUAGCCCUUAAAUAUUAUAGCUAAGACAUUGUUAUUGCGCAGUGGACAAACUACUGCGGUGUCAUCUUUUAAUGGAGAGCUGCUCCUUCAGGGAACGCAAUGAAAACAAACAAAAACAACUGUAAAUAGAUAGUAAAAUACUUAUAAUAGAUGUUCUGGGGAAGAAUGAUCAGCGCAAUGUUGGUUCUUUUCAUUUGGAUGUGCCACUAUGAACAUCAUUUCAGUGCGUGCCCAAUUCAUCACAAUCUUUUAGCCUCGAUUGUACUUAAAAGACGUCGUAAGAGCUUUUAUGCAUUCUGUAGGAAUAUUUGGAGACAUAUUUUAAGGAAAGAAAAAUCCCACGCGUAUUGGUUGAGAAAUGGAUUCUCAGUUUCCUGCUUUUCAUCCACGUUAGAGAUCAAAAUGAUAUUCUCAGAUGAACUUGAGGGUACAAAUGACAUUCCUGCUCUUGAACAAUCACUCUCGAGUUCAUAGAAGUGAUACGAAUGUAUUUACUGUCUUACAUGAAAGCAGAAAGCACUCAGUCAUCGGCUUUAUUAACGACUUUGUAUGAUUUGCAGAGCUUUAUUCAUGUCACCAGAUGUGUGUGUGUGUGUGUGUGAAAAAGAAAAGUGGAGGCUCACAUUCCAGAAAGGCCCAGUUAGGUGGCAUUGAAAGGAUUUAACCUCCUAAUUUAGACUUUUGUUGUUACAUUUGUUCAUGUAUUUGCACAAUUUAUUUUUUCUCAUUACAUGUAUGACUUGAAUCAAUUGCAAUGUUGGAUACGUAGAAAUGGAAAAAGUCUGCUCUGCUGAUAUUGAAGUUAUGUUGAACUAUAAUGUAUCCCAUUUAAAAAAAAUAAAAUAAAAAAAAUUACACAAUUUUAACUGUGUACUAUACAUGUACCAUGAAACUGACCAGCUGUAUGUGUCGCUAUUCUUUUAAAAUAAAUAAUGCUCAAUGCAAAUGGUAGCAAAUA
Cyclopterus lumpus (lumpfish) is the source of this 7308-nucleotide messenger RNA. RefSeq names its product ATP-binding cassette, sub-family A (ABC1), member 3b (gene abca3b). The record is from RefSeq and is a predicted model, not a curated record. The coding region runs from base 315 to 5438 and encodes 1707 amino acids. Gene Ontology annotation, biological process: transmembrane transport; lipid transport. The transcript is spliced from 32 exons. Gene Ontology annotation, cellular component: membrane; intracellular membrane-bounded organelle. NCBI's taxonomy places the organism in Eukaryota, Metazoa, Chordata, Actinopteri, Perciformes, Cyclopteridae. Gene Ontology annotation, molecular function: ATP binding; ABC-type transporter activity; lipid carrier activity.